Molecule: messenger RNA, 1419 nt
Organism: Adelges cooleyi (spruce gall adelgid)
Lineage: Eukaryota; Metazoa; Arthropoda; Insecta; Hemiptera; Adelgidae
Exons: 1
Coding region: 1-1419 (472 amino acids)
Source: RefSeq, a predicted model, not a curated record
AUGAGGACGCUCAGCGAGGGAGAUGCUGCGGUCUUUCUGGGAGUCCAGGUCGGCUUCAAUAUCGUGCCACCGAUGUCCACGUUGGCCGAUAUUACCGACCUGGGCCUUAGGAUAGUGCGCAGCAAACUUGCACCAUGGCAGCGGCUCGACGCGCUAAAAACAUUCUUUUACCCGGCGGCCACCUUUUCCCAAAGGUUCAGCGAGUUUAAAAAGACAGAUUGGGAGACGGUCGACCGAAUUAUGCGGCCGGAAAUCAAAUCCACGCUCGGGUUACCGCAGGAGGCGAGUAAUGAUUAUCUGUACGGCUCGGCAGCUGGUGGAGCGUGUGCGAUCCGUAUGUUGGCCGAGGAUGCUGACAUAGCUGCGGUCGACAGCGCGUUUAAACUCCUCACCUCGCCGGAUCAUCGCGUGUUAGCGGACGCGUGGACCCACCUCAAGGAGGUGGUCAGCAGUAAGGCGGGUAGACCCGCGGACGUUCCGCUGGCGGGCGACUUCCUCUCGGGAAGUAUGGAUGGUGACUUGGCGUCGGCGCGGUCACGGACCGGAGUGAAAUCGGUGUGGUCGAAUGCUCGUAAUGCUUCUCGGCGAAUAAAUGUUACAUGGAACCCGGAAGGCGACGCCGUUACGAUCCGGAGGAGAGGACCAACGAUGCGGCCGAAGCAACGCCACGAGGUUAUGAAAACGUUACGUGAAGAGUUGCGGAUGGAACGGAGCGAGUCGCUCCGCGCUAAGCCUGACCAAGGUCGGGCGAUGGAGUGUGUUGCGGCGCACCGAGCGUCAUCACACUUCAUACGCGCGGGCGACUACACCAGGUUCGCCGACUGGCGUUUCAUUCACCGGGCACGGCUCAAUCUCGUGGCGCUGAACGGGUCAGCGUCGUGGCGGUCUGGCGACCGCAGUUGUCGGCGAUGUGGGUAUAUUACUGAAAGCCUAGCCCACGUCGUUGACCACUGCUGGCGCUAUGCCGCCAUGUACAUGGCCCGCCACAAUGCGGUUGUAGCGAGAAUUAAGAAGGCGGCGGAACCCAAAUUCGAAAUUCUGAGCGAGAACCAGGUGAUCGGGAGCGGAGGACUGCGGCCCGACCUGGUGCUCAGGCGUGACGGUCGGGUUUAUAUCGUCGACGUGACGAUCCCGGCCGAAAACCGCGUUGCAUCGUUCAAAACAGCCGCCGACGGGAAACGUGCGAAAUAUGAAGAUUUACGGGCCGAGUUGGCCGAGGCUAAUGCAGGAGCAGUGGUGUACCCAGUGGUAGUGGGUGCACUCGGGUCUUGGGACCCGAGCAACGAUCUGCUCCUGCAGAAGCUGUGUGCGCGGUCAUACGCUUCGCUGUUGCGAAAACUGUGCGUCAGUGAGGUGAUUGGAUACACUCGAGAUAUAUACAUCGAGCACCUCACUGACGUACGGCAGCGGCAGCUGUAG